CCACUACUCCCACCACCAUAUUUAAUCCUCCCCGAGCUCUCGCCAACUCUUUCGUGUUCGUGGAGACAGUUUCCGAUCCUUUGCCCACUCAUCGCCGCCGCCGCCGCUCCGCCUUCGAUCUCACCUCUGCUAUUCUUUCGAUGGCGAGUAAUGAAACGGAAGAGGAAGCUGCCCAUGGGAGUGAGUGGGAAGUGGUUUCACUUACGGCAUCUGAAUAUGAAUAUGCCGCUUCUGGCGAGCUGAAUGGUAGGGAAGAGUACGAGGGUCAAACUUCUAACGCCUUGUUUAUGUCUCAUCACUUUGCUCUUCCAUCAAGUCAGUACGAAUAUUUGCAACCGGAGCCAGAAAAGAAUGAGAUUCUUACUCAGCAGUUGGUUAAAGAGCCUGAAUUCAUGUCUGCAGAUGGGGGUGGUAAGACAGGUGUGAACUAUCAAGAGCAUCUGGAAACCAAAGAAUUGAGCUCGUCCGAGUUUCCCGGGAUGCAGAUUUUUAAUGAGAAGGCCCAAAAGGGUGAUCACUUACGUGUUAGUGGUGCAGAAUGUGAAGAUGAUGCAACAAGGUUAGACCGGGUAGAUAAGGAACCAAGAUUAUAUGGCACUGCAGCCUAUAGUAGUUCUUUACAGGGUGAAGCGAACAAAUCUGUUUUGGGUGAAAGUAUUCCAGCAAGCAAUGAUCCAUUAGAAUCUCUUCCUCAGCAGGUAGACAUAUUAGAUUUUCCAGAUGAGAAGAAACAUGAUGGAGAUGAUCGUCUUCCUUGUCAAGCUUGGUGGAAACGACAAGCUGCAUCUCUUAUCGCUCAUGCUAAGGAAGCGAACACGUUCUGGUCGGUUUUCAUUGCAGCAGCCGUAAUGGGCCUCGUGAUUAUUGGGCAAUGCUGGCAGCAUGAAAGGUGGCUGCAGUCAAAGUGGCAGCAGCUUGGACUCCAUGAAGAGAGGAUGUGCAAGAUGGUGGGUCCUCUAUCGCGGCUUAGGAACGCAAUCAUUGGAGGUGAGCGUCGAGGUUCGUCUCUCAGAAGCAGCACCCCUGCUCAACGUUAAGAUGAUGACGAAAAAACAAUGGAGGUGGCGUCUCUUUACAACGCUAAGAUGAUGGCGAAAAAUAUGUAGAACAAACAGGCAUCCUUUUGCCAGAUAUUGCAAAGUUUGCCGAAUGUGUGAUAUAUGCUGUAAAUUAUAUGAUGCUCUAUUACUAUAACAAAUAGCCUCUUUACCC
Molecule: messenger RNA, 1212 nt
Organism: Cuscuta campestris
Lineage: Eukaryota; Viridiplantae; Streptophyta; Magnoliopsida; Solanales; Convolvulaceae
Source: the annotation of a GenBank genome assembly